Messenger RNA from Penicillium lagena, 447 nucleotides. RefSeq lists its product as uncharacterized. NCBI's taxonomy places the organism in Eukaryota, Fungi, Ascomycota, Eurotiomycetes, Eurotiales, Aspergillaceae. The record is from RefSeq and is a predicted model, not a curated record. Bases 1 to 447 code for a protein of 148 amino acids. The transcript has 2 exons.
AUGCCCGAUCUCCGAUCUCCUGCGCAUCCUCAGCCACGAAUCUCGUUCCGAUGGUGUGCAGCGCUCGGUCCAGCCGAGAUUCCGUGCACGGAUCUUCCUGCUCCAGGCUACAUCCAUCUCAUUCGCGAUGGGGAAUGUGUAACUUCCACGGAAAAGGGGUCCAAACGGCACCGACUCGGCUCAUCAAUUGACGGCAAAAGUCCCGACCCAGACGAUCGGCGAAUCUUGAGCUUAUCCAAGCUCACGGUAACGCCGUCGUGUCACCGGCCUUGCCAGGCGCCGAACUGGAAUCGAGAUCCCUGCUGGAUUAGGUGCCUUUGUCACACCAUUACGUCCCAUCGACCGGGGUCAUUGGGUGUUAAUAUUCUUUCCUCCACGAACCUCCGCGGUGCAGCUGCAGACCCUCAGAGCUCUGGUGGGCUGAAGCCACUCGCUUCCCUCGCUUAA